AUGAAGGAUGCAAUCCGCUGUGCGAUGUAUGGAAACAGAGAUCCUGGCGUCCCGUUUAAUAACUACGUUAAGAGAUUACUUCUUGCCCGCGACAAUGGUGCUAUCAUGCAUGAACCCCCUUUGCAGCUUCCUCUUGGUGCCAAGCAGUACAUCGACAGACUUCCUCGAUUUUUGAACGCCGAACAAGUCGCCGCCCUCCGAGAGGGGAUGAUACCCGCAAACUCAUACAAUAAUUAUGUCAGUCUGGUGACCGGGCCACCCGGAACGGGGAAGACGAUGGUUUCUGUUCAGAUUGCUCUUUAUCAUAGAAAACGAGACAACAGAAUUCUCAUCGUGUGCGGGUCUAACCAUGGCCUCGACGUAAUCACUAGACGACUGCUUGAGGAACUGGGAAAAGUAAAGCUUUCAUCUGAUGGGGCCGCUGGCAUCGACAGAGCAUAUUACAAUAUUCUCCGCUCUAGUAUCGAAGCGGCGUCUGGAUUCGAUGUGUCUUUGGGAAGACACAUCCUUCGCGGACUAGAUCUAGCGAUCGGGCUCAAGUCUCAAUGGCCACAAACAACGGUGGAUCAGAGGAUAGAGAUGUUUCUGUUGUGGCAAUUGAUUACGUACCAGCACUGCCUAGCUAAAAGGGGCGUCCUUUUCUCCGAGUCCACAGAUAUCCCCUCGCUUAACCUUCAAGUACGGCGCCCAGGAUUACUAUUACAAGAAGACCCCGAGGAUGUCAUGAAAAGAUUAAAUUCUGAGUACAACCGAGCUUGGUUCGACCUCCAGGAGUUCUAUGUCAAGAAUUCAAGGAUAAUUUUGUGCACUUCGUCCACCGCAGGGCGGAAGGCGUUAAGAGGCUUUGCACCAGAGAUCAUUCUUUUGGAAGAAGCAACACAAAUUACGGAAAGCGUGGCCGUGAACUCCUUCAUUCGGUAUUACCGAUCGGCGAAAAAGGUCAUCCUAAGCGGUGAUGUGGCGCAGCUCCCGCCCACAGUCACAUCAUUUGGCAAAAAUGAAGCCUACGAAGCAGAGCGACUGUCACUGUUUGAACGGUUCCUGAAAACUGGGGUACGCCAUGUGCGCCUAAGAACCCAGUAUCGCAUGCACCCAGAUAUCGCGGAGUUUCCCAAUCGCGAAUUUUAA
Molecule: messenger RNA, 1128 nt
Organism: Aspergillus affinis
Lineage: Eukaryota; Fungi; Ascomycota; Eurotiomycetes; Eurotiales; Aspergillaceae
Exons: 2
Coding region: 1-1128 (375 amino acids)
Molecular function (GO): helicase activity
Source: RefSeq, a predicted model, not a curated record